Molecule: messenger RNA, 1841 nt
Organism: Malaya genurostris
Lineage: Eukaryota; Metazoa; Arthropoda; Insecta; Diptera; Culicidae
Exons: 2
Coding region: 137-1702 (521 amino acids)
Source: RefSeq, a predicted model, not a curated record
AACCCAGCCUGCAGAUGUUUGAAAUUUUCACCUGGCAUCUCUGUCUCCAACUCCAAUUGUUGUUAGCUUGCCGGUAACAUCAACUGCUUUCUUGAACUUCAUUCAUUUUGUAAAUGCCUAAUAUUUAUGAUUAAAUAUGUCAGAAGUAAAAGCUUGUGUAGUCGUUGGUUGUGGAGCAAAUUCGGAGAUAUGUCCAUAUCUUUUCUUUCUGAAAGUUCCUCAGAAUCCGGAGCGGCGUGUGGAUUGGUGUGAUGCUAUGGGUAUAGCAACUCGAAAAGGACGACUUUAUUGCUGCACGAGGCAUUUCGACAUUCCUGGCGAUUUUGAUGGUGAUGCCCCUUCGGACAAAUCGAGCGGAAUCCGUUUAAAAUUGAAAGGAGAUGUUCUCCCGCAUAAAGGAAUUCCGCUUCAACAUGAAGUUCGAAAUAUAUACGCGAUGUUUGACCAAAUGAAAAUUCACGGUAAAAUAGAAAAAAAUUUCAAAUACCUUCUACCUGCUUUGGAGAAAGAUCUACAAAUCAAAGUUCCACUUAACAUACAACAAUCAGUGUUAAAUAAAACGUAUUCUCUUGUAAUCGAAAAAGUUAGUGAAUAUUUCAAAACGGAUCGAAUUAAAUCUCGAUAUCAGUUAGUACAACUUCUUAAAAAUAAUCGCGACACAUUUGCCGAAAUGGUUAACGAGAAGUUUAUUAAAAGUGUUCAGCAAGGACAAAUUACACUUAGAACUAUUCAACCGUUUCUUCAAUAUGAAUCAUAUGGAUGUUUAGAUUUGCCUAUCGACCACGAACAACUGGAAGCUUUAUACUUUGAAUGCGAUACUAAUCAAUUAAAAGCGUAUGCUCGGCAACGGAAAACUCCUUCAAAAACCAGUGUUGAUGAAACUAAUUUUAAACACUUAUUUUAUACUCCUGGCAUCAGAGUAAACUUGACGCUUCCCUUCCUGGAAAUGGUAAGAGAAGUAGUUUCUAAUUGUGAAAGAUUCGUGGUAACUGCUAGAGGAGCCACAAAACACACGGAAUCUAAACCGAACGGACUAGAAAAAUUUCAAAAAGUUGAUAAACCAUAUCGUCUGAAAUCUGCAAAAGUGGGACAAAACUUGACUUUGGAGUAUAUUGAUAUAUUGAUCAAUUUGUUCGAAUCCUACGAAUUCAUGAUGAGUCAAAUUCAGCGUUCAACACUGAUUUGUCUACUACAGCAAAUCCGAGCUGAACUAUCUGAUUAUGAAAUGAAAGAAUUGCAGGUUACCUAUGGUCGUUAUCUGUCGAAACACAAAUAUUACCGUAUCAUCAACGAAGACAUAGGUCCGGACCGUAGCGAAGAAGACAACUAUUUGUACGUGAAGGAAAUCAUCAAUCCGGAAUUAAAUUUUCAAUUUCUCAAAGCUAUCGAUAUUGACUUGUCGAGUAUGGACAGCAUAGAAGAAUUUUUCCGACCUAUUCUUGGAUAUGUUAAUGAGGAUGCAAAGUACAUGAACGGAGAACCGUACUUGAAAUUCGCGGAUCAACUCAAAAAGGCAAUAACAUAUGCUUGUCAAGAAUGUAACACGACAUUUGAUUCAGCUUUGGCCAGAAUUACAAUUCAAGAGCAUCGUUUCUGUGGAGCAAAGAAAUGGAAGUGCACAAACUGCCAGUCUUCGUUUCAAGAGAACAAAAUUGCUUCGGAAGCAUGGUUGCACGAAUGUAAAGACGACACGAGAAUAUAAAUUUAUAUAUCUGAACCUGAAGUAAACUAGAUAUUUAUUACUUUUUAACACCUAUUAUAUCACUGUCCUCUAUCUACAAGGAUUUACGUGAAUGUAUAUUACUGAACCAUAAGUAAAUCACAGUGAAAAUAUUUUUGUU